AUGGGAAACCUGCUAAAAUAUAGAGUAACUCAAAACUAUCCAUUCGAACAUACAGGAAUAGAAUAUGCUGGACCAAUACAAAUGAGAUGUUAUAGAGGUCGUGGGCAAAAAUCAUAUAAAGCAUACAUAGCAAUAUUUAUAUGCAUGACCACAAAAGCAAUUCAUUUAGAAGCAGUCACCGACUUGACAUCUGACGCCUUCUUAGCAGCAUUAAAAAGAUUUUUCGCACGACGUGGAAAAAGUGCACAUAUGUAUUCCGACAAUGGUACAACAUUUAUUGGAGGAGCAACCAAACUAGACAAAGAAUUUGAAUUAGCUAUCAAACAAAAUAAUGAAGUAGCAUCAAUAUUAGCAGCAGACAAAAUUGAAUGGCACUUUAUUCCUCCAGCUAGUCCUCAUUUCGUUGGUAUAUGGGAAGCUGGUGUCAAAUCAAUGAAACAUCAUCUAAAAAGAACAAUUGUAGAAUCAAAGUAA
Molecule: messenger RNA, 474 nt
Organism: Teleopsis dalmanni
Lineage: Eukaryota; Metazoa; Arthropoda; Insecta; Diptera; Diopsidae
Exons: 1
Coding region: 1-474 (157 amino acids)
Biological process (GO): DNA integration
Molecular function (GO): nucleic acid binding
Source: RefSeq, a predicted model, not a curated record